Molecule: messenger RNA, 934 nt
Organism: Clarias gariepinus (North African catfish)
Lineage: Eukaryota; Metazoa; Chordata; Actinopteri; Siluriformes; Clariidae
Product: epithelial membrane protein 2-like
Exons: 5
Coding region: 187-666 (159 amino acids)
Cellular component (GO): plasma membrane
Source: RefSeq, a predicted model, not a curated record
CUAACAGAGAGGGAAGUAAUGAUGGAAAGGGAGGAGACUAAAUGGGUUUGGUCUCUUUUUUUUUCAUACACUCACAUGAGCAUUCUGAACUUGGAAAGUUAAGUGUGUAACGGGUGAAGAGCACAGAGGGAGAAGAAACAAACACAGAGACAUACGCAUUCAGGAACUCAACUACAAACAGGCACCAUGCUGAUCCUACUUGCUGGUAUUUUCCUCCUUCACAUUGCUACAGUCGUCCUCCUGCUCGCUGCCACCAUCGAGAAUGCCUGGUGGACUACUGGCUUGAUGUCCACUGAUAUUUGGGCUCGCUGGCUUUGGAACAAUUCUCAAUGGAAUUCUUUGGAACUUCCAAGCCACUAUCCGCAAAGUUACCUCCAGGCAGUGCAGGCAUCCUCUGUAUUAGCGUGUGUGUUCUCAGGCAUUGGUUUGUUCGUGUUCCUCGCUCAGCUCUUCACACUGCCCAAAGGAAAACGAUUCAUCUUGUCUGGAGCGUUCCAGCUGCUGGCCUGUCUGUGUAUUAUGAUCGCUGCCUCUAUCUACACUAAUAUUUUCCACCAGAACGAGACUGGAUGGCACGGGCCGAGUUUCAUCAUCGCCUGGCUCGCCUUUGCUCUCACCUUCAUCUCCUGCAUCAUCUACUUUGUCCUGCGCAAGAAAACAACCUGAGGAGCACACACACACACACACACACACACACACACACACACACACACACACACACACACACACACACACAUCUAAACACCCCUACACACCCCAACAUACUCCUGUACACUACUAACACCCACACACCAUCACCCCCCCUACACACACACACACACACCCUGAUCAGGUACUCAUAACUCUAUUGUGGAAGAUAAGAAAUUAUUUUACAUUUAAAAAUCACUCGCAUGCAUUAAUUACAGAUAGAAUUAAUCCAUAAGCCAGAAAGCGG